UUUGUCUAAACUCUCGUGUGACUUUGUGAUUGUUUCUAACAGAUCCCAACUAAUGUGUCACUUUUAUUCCUAAUUUUAAUGUCUGUUUCUAUGUGAGUGUCUGUUAUACAUUAUAUAUAAUAUAUAAUUACUAAUAACACUAUCUGUACUGACCCCAUGAGCUUCCUCUCUAAUUCUCCCCCAGUAAAAUUCUCCCCCAGCAAAUUAUAUUAAUGACUUAUUUGUACCGGAUCUCCACUAAUUAGCGCUCACUGGAGCGGCCUCGGCUGAAAGAAACUCCAUUAGUCUCAAUAGGACCAUCUGCAAAAAAAUAAAAUAUAUUAGGCCGCAUUAAAUCUCAUACGAUUGCGCUACUGUAUAACGAGUCGCUGCGAUCAGUUUGUCAGCUCUUGUCUCCUGCGAUUGUGCAGAAUCCCAAUAAAACUGCGCACACUUUGCACUUGUAUCUCUCGCUCUUACCCGCUGGGAUAAUCAUUGUCAUUUAUUAUCAUUAUUUAUUAUAAUUAUUUAUCAUUUAUUAUAAUUUUUGUUCAUUUAUUAUUAUAACUCAUCACUUCGCUUUUGGGUUUCUCUUCUGGAGUCUAAGAACCCCUUUUAAAUUGUGCGACUGUGUUUUUAAUAUGUCACUUUUUGCGAAAUAUAUAAAACUGACAGUUAGAGGUGAAUAUGUCUGAGUCCAGACUCUCCCCAAAUUUACACUGAUCCCUUAUGAGCUCCGCGUCUCCCCGAGGGAUUCUCCUCUUGUCCCUCAGCAAAUCUGCGAUUUAUUCGUUUGUUACAGAAAAAGCGCAAUUUCCACUUUCACUUGCGACACUGGGAAUAAAUGAAAGAUCUCCAUUUGUGCAAUAAGUGUGUGAAUAGAAUGUGUUUAGCGAGAGAGAGAAGGGAACAGGGGGAUAUUUAGUGACUUAUUAUUGUUCCUAUAUUUGUAUCGACUCCCGUGUGAAUUAAUGAAUUAAACAGAAAGGGUUUCAUUUGUCUCCUGUUGUUGUUGCGGCAGAUCCCGGCGGAGUCUCCAGUUCGGGAAAAGAAGGAGAAAAGUCCAUUGUGUCUCCAGCCGGGGGGAUUAGGAAGGAUUUACCUUUGUGGAUAAUUUGGGGGGUUUCUGUCCAGCCUCGAUCAUGAUGUCAUACCUCAAACAGCCCCCCUAUAGUAUCAAUGGAUUGGGGCUCACGAGACCUGCUAUGGACUUGCUGCACCCGCCGGUGGGAUACCCAGGUGAGCCCCCAAAUAUCAGCACAGAACAUGGAACUGACCUCACUGACCCCGCGGAAGCAGCGCAGAGAGCGCACCACGUUCACCCGUUCGCAGCUGGAUGUGCUGGAGACUCUGUUCGCCAAGACCCGUUACCCGGACAUUUUCAUGCGGGAAGAAGUGGCCCUAAAGAUCAACCUGCCGGAGUCCCGAGUACAGGUUUGGUUUAAGAACAGACGAGCCAAGUGUCGGCAGCAGCAGCAGAGCAGUAACAACAGUAACAGCGGGUCCGGGGGGAAGAGCCGAGUGGGUAAGAAGAAGUGCAGUCCCACCAGGGAGAGUUCCGGCUCAGAGAGCAGCGGGCAGUUCACUCCCCCCACGGUGUCCGGCUCUUCAUCCUCUUCUUCCAGUUCCAACUCAUCAGGGAAUCCCAGUCAGACGUCAGCCUCGCUGAAUAUCACAAGCUCCGCCAUCUGGAGCCCCACCUCCAUCUCUCCUGGCACCGCCCCUGGCUCUGGGCCUGACCCCCUGGGAGCAGGAAGUGGCUCGUGCAUGCAACGCUCAGGCUCCUCCUCUGCAGCCUCUAAUUACCCUGUGUCCUACAGUCAGGCCGCCGGCUACACCCAGGGAUACCCCGCCCCUUCUUCCUCCUACUUCACUGGAGUGGAUUGUAGCUCUUACCUGACCCCUAUUCACUCCCACCCUCACCAGCUCAGCCCCAUCACCCCUUCCUCCAUGUCUGGUCCCCACAAUCAUCAUCAUCAUCACCUGAGCCAGACCUCCAACCUUCAUCAUCAUCACCAGUCCUACACCAGCUCCGCCUUUAACUCCUCCUCCUCUGACCGUCUGGACUAUAAGGACCAAUCCACUCCCUCCUCCUGGAAACUCAACUUUAAUUCCACCGACUGCCUCGACUACAAAGAUCAGGCCUCAUGGAGGUUCCAGGUCUUGUGAUUCGAAAUUCAACCAGAGACCAUUUCUGCCUGUGAUUCUCAUAAAUAUCUAUAAAUAUAUCAAUAAAGUCUACAGCUGGAGUGAAGGACUUCAGUGAACCAUUAUAUAUAUAUUAUGGGCUGGACUUAUAUACACAAUAUAUCAAUCAACUGAGUCUAUACAAAGAAACGUCCCAAACACUUGUCUUCUCCUCCAUAUUUGUGCUUUUUAUUUAUUCACAAUCUGGACCUUGGGAUUUGGACAAAGUCUGCCUUUAAUUUGCUCUAACUAUAGCCCUGGGCUCUGCCCGCUGGUGGAAUCUAAUUUUUUAACCCCAAGUCUCUUUCCAUUGUUUAAAUGUGCUAUGGGCAUCUUUGUUGUGCCCCAGCCUGCUCAGUGUAUGGAGACCUCUGUGUAUGGAGACCUCUGUGUAUGGAGACCUCUGUGUAUGGAGACCUUUGUUUAUAGAGCCCUCUGUGUAUGGAGCCCUCUGUGUAUAGAGACCUCUGUGUAUGGAGACCUCUGUGUAUGGAGACCUCUGUGUAUGGAGACCUCUGUGUAUGGAGACCUCUGUGUAUAGAGCCCUCUGUUUAUAGAGCCCUGUGUGUAUGGAGACCUCUGUGUAUGGAGCCCUCUGUGUAUGGAGACCUCUGUGUAUUGAGCCCUCUGUGUUUGGAGACCUCUGUGUAUGGAGCCCUCUGUGUUUGGAGACCUCUGUGUAUGGAGCCCUCUGUGUAUGGAGCCCUCUGUGUAUGGAGACCUCUGUGUUCGGAGACCUCUGUGUAUGGAGCCCUCUGUGUAUAGAGACCUCUGUGUAUGGAGCCCUCUGUGUAUAGAGACCUCUGUGUAUGGAGACCUCUGUGUUCGGAGACCUCUGUGUAUAGAGACCUCUGUGUAUGGAGCCCUCUGUGUAUAGAGACCUCUGUGUAUGGAGACCUCUGUGUAUGGAGACCUCUGUGUUUGGAGACCUCUGUGUAUGGAGCCCUCUGUGUAUGGAGACCUCUGUGUAUGGAGACCUCUGUGUAUGGAGACCUCUGUGUAUAGAGCCCUCUGUUUAUAGAGCCCUGUGUGUAUGGAGACCUCUGUGUAUGGAGCCCUCUGUGUAUGGAGACCUCUGUGUAUUGAGCCCUCUGUGUUUGGAGACCUCUGUGUAUGGAGCCCUCUGUGUAUGGAGACCUCUGUGUAUGGAGCCCUCUGUGUAUGGAGCCCUCUGUGUAUGGAGCCCUCUGUGUUCGGAGACCUCUGUGUAUGGAGCCCUCUGUGUAUGGAGCCCUCUGUGUAUGGAGCCCUCUGUGUAUGGAGCCCUCUGUGUAUGGAGACCUCUGGGUUUAAGGACCUCUGUGUAUAGAGACACCUGUGUAUGGAGCCCUCUGUGUAUAGAGACCUCUGUGUAUAGAGCCCAGUAUAUAUAUAUAUAAUGUAGGACUGAUUUAGCUUUUCGCUGCCCAGAGCAGCUGGAAUAUGUACAUAUUAUUUAGGUCCGUUUCUAGGACCCUUUAUUUUUAGUUUAUAUUAUUGGUUUAAUUUCCCGACCAUAAAUAAACCCCUUUACUGGAGACCAAACCUCUUGCAUAAUUACAUGUUGUUAUGACGUAAUCCCCCCUCUAUUUAUUAAGUACAAAGUCUGGGAGAAAGGAAAGAAAAAAGAUUGACGUUUGAAGCUCGCACUGUUUUAUUGCAGUUGUAGAGGCCACACGUGUCUGUCACUGGGAAGUCGCACGAUUGUUUGUUUUAAAGGGACACUGCUCACUAUAUGGAACGUCACUUUUCUUUCAUUGCCAAUUAGCGGCCCCACUAGCGCUGCUUUUUCUUACAUUCUGUCCAGGCAGCACUUUUGUAUUUGUCUCACUGAGAAAUUUGGCUCUUUGUCCCUGUAAAGGUGAGAAAAAAAAAAUUUCUGUUUGUAAAUUUGACGAUCCACAAGUCAUUUCUACAUACCCCCCCCUUUCAAAUAAAAAUCAAACGAAUGGA
Molecule: messenger RNA, 4098 nt
Organism: Xenopus laevis (African clawed frog)
Lineage: Eukaryota; Metazoa; Chordata; Amphibia; Anura; Pipidae
Gene: otx1.S
Product: orthodenticle homeobox 1 S homeolog
Exons: 3
Coding region: 1159-2148 (329 amino acids)
Biological process (GO): regulation of transcription by RNA polymerase II; regulation of DNA-templated transcription
Cellular component (GO): nucleus
Molecular function (GO): DNA-binding transcription factor activity; RNA polymerase II cis-regulatory region sequence-specific DNA binding; DNA binding
Source: RefSeq, a predicted model, not a curated record